AUGACGGAGCAGAAGGAGCCUUCCGGUGCCGUCGAGAUCAUACCCGGUCUUGAUCUUUCAUCCUUUCCAGACACGAUUGACUCCAAGUACACACAUGUUCUCAACAUGUGUAUGACACCUAAUAACAUGGCAUCCCAUCCACCCGAAAUUCUACGCAUCCCACUGCUCGACUGGGAUGACAUCACGCUUCACAUCCCAAAGAUCCUAGAAUUCAUCGACACGGCGCUCCAGGACCCUCAAAAUCGAAUUCUUGUCCAUUGCGCGCUCGGAGUUAACCGGUCGGCCUCCGCAGUCACUACGUAUCUAUGCCAUCGCACUGGCACAAACUCGUCGACUGCCUUGGAAUAUAUAAAAACCAAAAAUCCUGAGGCCCAGCCUUCGCCGAUAUUCCUUCAGUAA
Venustampulla echinocandica is the source of this 399-nucleotide messenger RNA. RefSeq lists its product as uncharacterized. Gene Ontology annotation, molecular function: JUN kinase phosphatase activity. NCBI's taxonomy places the organism in Eukaryota, Fungi, Ascomycota, Leotiomycetes, Helotiales, Pleuroascaceae. Bases 1 to 399 code for a protein of 132 amino acids. Gene Ontology annotation, cellular component: cytoplasm. The record is from RefSeq and is a predicted model, not a curated record. The transcript has a single exon. Gene Ontology annotation, biological process: protein dephosphorylation; regulation of MAP kinase activity.